UACAAGUGCAGUGCAGCUGAAAAAGCAGUACUGAAGGAGAAGAGGGAAGCUCACCACAUUUCAUACUCAAGCACCCUCCAAGCUGCUCACAAUGUCAUCUUUCAUGAAGCAGAGAAAUUGCAUGCUCAAUUUAGUGGGCAUAGUGUCCAGUACUACUAUGAGGAGAUAAUGCAGCACUCACACAUUGCCCAGUCAUCUUGUGGCAUCAAUCGAUGGAAUGCAUUUUUUUCUUCUGUAGAACGAGCACCUGGCAUUGCACCCUUGAAAGCAGCACAAUGUGCUGGUGAAAUUGCUGUGCGGUGGAAUUCCAUGUCAAAAAGUGAGCAGGAGGAUGCCACUCAAGCUGCUGUCAAGGAUCUGGAAGAUCACUGUGAAAUGAAGAAGCUUGCCAUUCGAAAUGUCCCCCUGGAAGCCUUCCAUGAUUGUCAAAGGUCAGUGGAGGCCAUUGACCAUGAGGCUCACACUCUGAAUGCCUACACUGGAGUUGAGAUUAUCUUCAUCACAACACACUCUACUACUGACCACUUCAACCAACCACACAUAUUUCAAACCUCACACGCCACAGACUUUUUUGAUGCACAUUUCAAAGUUAGCGCAAUGGACAUUGCUUUAAGACUAGAGGCAUUUGCCAUUGCUGGCAUUCAAGAACUUGCUGCUGCCCCCAAGAGAGUUUCUCGCAUGUAUUAUCAUAACUUCAACCACCACAUCACUGCGAAGUAUCACAUCAUUGUUGAAAACUGGCUGCUCGCCAAAUUCUGCUGCCCUGGGGACAUCAGUUCAUGGACUGAAAUAUCUGUCCUAAAGUCUGCAUGGGACUCUGGUGCCACUAGAUUUCACAAGCUAAGUGAUACUGAGUUUGAGAAGUGG
Messenger RNA from Suillus subaureus, 867 nucleotides. RefSeq lists its product as uncharacterized. The record is from RefSeq and is a predicted model, not a curated record. Lineage: Eukaryota; Fungi; Basidiomycota; Agaricomycetes; Boletales; Suillaceae. The transcript has 4 exons. The annotation marks the transcript as partial.